Messenger RNA from Momordica charantia (bitter melon), 972 nucleotides. It is a transcript of the gene ATHM3, whose product is annotated as Thioredoxin superfamily protein. Lineage: Eukaryota; Viridiplantae; Streptophyta; Magnoliopsida; Cucurbitales; Cucurbitaceae. The record is from RefSeq and is a predicted model, not a curated record. Gene Ontology annotation, molecular function: protein-disulfide reductase activity. Gene Ontology annotation, cellular component: cytoplasm.
GGAGCAAACUGCAUCUUCUAAUCUCCACUUCCAGUUUCGAUUCGUCUCUCGCAUUCUGCGGCUCUGCCCACUGAUUUUCUCCAUCUUCAUAUGCCAUUUCCAAUCUCCGCUACUUCCAGCUCCUUCUCCCAUGGCCAUGGCUGCCCCUGCAUCCUUUUCUUUCUCCACUCCCCAACCUCUCCCCAACCGCAUUUCCCCUCAUUCACUUCGUCUCUUCUCACCCCCUUCCAAUUUCCGUCUCCAUCGCGCCCUUAGGGCUCGAAAUGCUUCUCUCCCACUCAACAUCCAGUGCGUCAGUCAACCCAAAGCUGAGGUGGUUACUAAAGAUUCAUGGAACAAAAUGAUUCUAGAGAGUGGAACCCCUGUUCUGGUUGAAUUUUAYGCCAGUUGGUGCGGACCGUGUAGAAUGGUGCAUCGAGUCAUCGAUGAGAUAGCUGCUGACUAUGAGGGGAAGCUCAAAUGCUUUGUACUCAACACAGAUAACGAUCUAAAAAUCGCAGAAGAGUACGAAAUUAAGGCUGUUCCUGUGGUUAUGCUGUUCGAGAAUGGGGAGAAAUGCGAUAGCGUCAUCGGUACCAUGCCGAAAGAUUUCUACAUCGCUGCCAUUGAAAGGGUCCUCAAGCAGUAGGAUACAUUGACCAGCUCAAUUGUGCUAGUUGGUCACCAAUACCAUUUUUUUGUUGCAGAAGCUUUCCACUGGGUUAGUAGUUCUUGAGCUGUAUAUAAUAAAUAGCUUUAAUCCCAAGAUUUCUUACCGUAGUCGAUGGUGUCAGGAGUGUAUAGCCUUCAUUGUUGUGCUAUUGCAGUCCUUUUGUUGUGAAAUUGUGACAAAAACUUUGCUGCACUGCAAUCCACACUCCAUGGUUAUGGCUUUUAGGUGAAACCACUUAUGAGUUAUGAGCUGUUUUCUUACCAAAAACAUUUGCUUUUUUGUUAGUUUUGUUGCCUGAAUUUGUUUUGGUUUCCAUUUCA